Oppiella nova is the source of this 1535-nucleotide messenger RNA. Lineage: Eukaryota; Metazoa; Arthropoda; Arachnida; Sarcoptiformes; Oppiidae. The record is from the annotation of a GenBank genome assembly.
AUUGUAUUUCGCAGUAAAACACAAAAUAUUUAUUAGUUUUUGAAAAAUUGAUUUGAAUUUGAGUUGAAUUUGAUCGCAAAGACUGAUUGGUCUGCGAAGUGAUGACCGAAACGACGAUCGGUUUGAUUGACGUCUCGUUUUGCUGCCAAAGAUGUUGUCAACCCUUGCGGAUCAACUCCACCCUCAACACCAUCGACGAGCAGAUCAUCAGUGAAUUGAAUUCCGACAUCAAUUCAAACAACAAUCGAAACGAUCAGAAGCCCUUUGCCGUCAAAGAUGUCCACAAGAAUGUCAUCUACAAAGUGGUGCCACCGAUGCCCACCUCCACGGCCACCGACCCCUCCAAUGGCAACGGAUUUAUUGUCAUCGAGGAGACGACCAGUUCUUCGCAGUCGACGCCUGUCUCGGGCAAUGACCACAAGAGCGAGUCCUCCGGUUUCAGUAGUACUCAGAAGUUGUCUCAAGAGAUGAGACGAUUGCGACAGUUGUUUGACAUCCUGUCGGACCAGUCGGAUGUGGACCACCCGUUGUGCGAAGAGUGCGCCGACUUUGUGAUCGACCAAAUGGACCAUCAGUUGAGACAACUGGAGGACGAGAGCAAAGAGUACAACGAUUACCUCAAUUCCAUGCCAUCGGACGACAGGGGCGACCAAAACGACACCCAAACCGAGAUGAAUGAGUUGAUCGAGAAGUUGCAGUCAUUGGAGACCAUUGAGAAGCAGUUGACACAAGAACUCAAUGAAGUGAAGGAACAGCAGUUGAAAGCCGACGAAGAGAUUGUUCGACAGGAGAAUGAACUGAAGAGACUGAAUGUGGAGGAAGACAAGUAUUGGCACGAAUACAAUCACAUCAGACAUCACAUCUUCAUCUGCGAAGACGAACAGCAGAGUGUCGACAAUCAGUUGCGUUACGCGAAGACCCUGUUUGACAAACUCAAGAAUACAAACGUGUUUAACGCAACCUUUCAUAUAUGGCACAGCGGACCCUUUGGUACGAUCAAUAACUUCAGACUCGGACGACUGCCCACCGCUCCCGUCGAGUGGGGAGAGAUCAACGCGGCGUGGGGUCAGUCGGCCCUUCUGUUGCACUCAUUGGCCAAUAAAAUGAACUUCACUUUCAAGCGCUUCAAAAUCGUUCCGUACGGAAACCACUCCUUCUUAGAGUCACUGGAGGACAGAUCCCGCGAACUGCCGCUGUAUGCUUCGGGAGGGAUCCGGUACUUCUGGAACAAUAAGUUCGACAACGCAAUGGUGGCAUUCCUCGACUGUCUCCAGCAGUUCAAAGAACACGUCGAGACUCAGGAGAAGGACUUUGUGUUGCCCUAUAAAAUGGAAAGGGAUACCAUUGAAGACCCCAACACUAACGCCAAAUACUCAAUAAAGAUUCAGUUUAAUACUGAGGAGCAGUGGACAAAAGCGCUCAAAUUCAUGCUAACGAACCUGAAGUGGGCACUGGCCUGGGUGUCCGCCCAGUUCCUCAACAAUCAUUAAAUUUUGCAACAAAUUUAUAAAUUAGUUAUUUUUCUUUUUGUUUAA